Molecule: messenger RNA, 1505 nt
Organism: Pogoniulus pusillus (Red-fronted tinkerbird)
Lineage: Eukaryota; Metazoa; Chordata; Aves; Piciformes; Lybiidae
Product: fibulin-2-like
Exons: 2
Coding region: 103-609 (168 amino acids)
Source: RefSeq, a predicted model, not a curated record
UAGAGGGCCUGGGCUGGCUGCGGGGCCAAGACCGGAGACGCUGCUCGAGGUCCUGCACCGCACCCCAGCGCCCAUCUGCCUGCCCAGGCACCCUGCAGAAGCAUGGCUUUCGCUGGCGCUCUUGGCUUCUUGUUCGCCUGCCUCCUGCUCCGCAGUGCUGCCCCGAAACCCACAUGCGACCCCACUGCCUGCACCUCGUGCCCUGAAAGGCAGGUGGAGGGGCCAGCCCCCACUAUUGACAGCAGCUGCUGCCCCCAGUGCCCCCCAGCCUGCACCUGCCCCCCACACCUGGAGAACGACUGCAAGAUGCAAGGCUUCACCGGGGGGCAUGUCCCUGCCGGCCACUCCUUCUACAUCGACUUUGCCCGCAAGCUGUGCACCUGUGGCCCUGAUGGGGACAUUGCCUGCGCCUCACUGUGCCCCCGCCUGCCCCCCACCUGCCAGGCCGUGGGCAGCCCUGUGGCUGAUGGCUGUCCUCGCUGCGUCUGCUACAACGAGGAGGAGAUGGCAGUGCCUGCUGGCACCAUCAUUGCCCAGGGCACCCAGAUUUGCACCUGCCCGCCCGAGGGGGGCCAGCUGCAAUGCAGUGGUGGAGAGAGCAAGGAGUGAACCUCUCCUGUCUGCUGGCCAAGGGCAGGAGGAUAGGGGAGCCUCUCUGGCAGCAGGAGCUUUCUGCUGCCUGGGGUACCCUUGCUGAAAAGCAUGAUAUGUUUCCAACUCUCCUGAAGGACUUGGCGGUGAGCAUGGCUGUGCCACAGGGUGCCGAAGAGAUGCCACAUUGCAUGUCACAUAUAGGCCAGGGCGAAGCAUCUAUAGCGGGUGAGCUUGCUUUGUUGCAGGGCGGGGGGGCAGUGAGCACUUAGGUCACUGCUAGCACUUAACUGAAACAAAGCAGGUGUUUAUUUAUUUGUAAGAGGGCUUUUGUGUCUGUUUAUAUAGCAUGUAGCUCCGUGGAUAAACUUCCUCCUGGGAGCCAGGUUUGUGCUUCCUGUGAUUUCAUCAGGUCCAAAGUGGUGGGACAAAAGUCAGAUUGGCUGCUGUCCCCCACGCCAGGCCUUUUUGAGGUGUGAGGAGUUAGCACAUGGCUGUGUUCUUAGGAGGAAGGAACUCUUCCCCUCCUUGUGCCUUCAUCCUCCAGAGCAAAGCCGUGAAAACUCUGUAAAGGGGCCUGGCAGUCAAGGAUCUCAUGGACAUUUCAAUGGAGUCAUUACACAGGGCUGGCUCCACACCAGUCCUCACUGUCAUGUAUCAGCAGGAGUACCCCAAAGUGCAUGUUUAGUGACUACGUCCUCCUCACUUGUGCUGUCUCCUUGCCAUUGCUGGAGACAGGCACAGGAUACAGCAGAACUGCAUCUUCUGAAUGCUUUGAUGUACACAGAUGUAUGCACACACACACACACACAUAUGUAAUGAGUCUGUAAUAAAAUCACACUAACAAGUGUUAAUUCUGUUAUUUGAAGGGGUUGAAUAAAAUCAGCUCUACCAAUAAACUUCUGAAAACUCCU